AUGGCUCUACAUGCCCCCAGGCCGAGCAAGGGUCGUUCGUCCCCGCUCCCCUCCUAUUCAAGUGCCGUACACGAGAAGGCCUAUCUCAACGGCAGGAGUCAAUCCGGCCUUUUCACCCUGUUUUACCUCCCCAUACCUGGCGUACCAGGACGACAACUCAGAGUCCCCGCACCAAUCCCUCCCAGGUUAUACCACUAUACAGUCACGCGAUUCGGUCGCAAACGUGGCUGUCUCAUCCUCCUCCUAUGCGUUCUGUCUGCCUUCUGGACAGUGUUCGCACUCGCAAAACGCUUUGGAACCGAAGAGAAGCAGUGGCCGACGCCGUUCCAAUCCGACUCAACGCUUGUAUUUCAGCGUGAAGAUUUGCGGAAGAUAUGGCAAUGGGAGAUUGCGAGUGGGCAUUAUCCGAGUAGUCGAAAAAUCCCGGAGCAGAUUGGGCUCACUGAGGAGCCGUACAACCCUGGGCUGCCUGCUCUCAAGACAUCGCUCCCGUCGCGCUUCAGACCACCUCAAAAGCUUCCAAUAACGAGCACUCGGGGUAUGGGUUCGAAGCGAGUUUACUUGGAUUUCCAGGCUCGGCCUCCCAACGUUGCAUACCCACCACGACCUGUUCCCGGGUCUGUAAUAGAUCUUGAUAUAGUUAUGGAUAACUGUGAUUUUAGCGAGAAUAAGUAUGUUCGCGACUGUCUCGAAGUGCUGCGCCUGGGAGCCGGAUUGGAUAAUGGCAAACGGGUGAGGCGUGGAAAGAUGGAUGAAUGGAAGUAUAUCUAUGUUGAGCAAGGAGAGCCCCAAAAUUAUUCAACUACUCAGGCGGCAGAACCAACCUAUAAUCUCUGGGCUGCGGAGAUCCCACAAAAGCAGGUCAUUGAGGACAACCCCAACAGUGGGCUGAGCAAAAAAUAUGGCAUAGAUUGGGAGCCGUCACUUAUCCUUCCGGAACCUGUUGAAUAUCGACGCACAGAGAUACUUCCUGGGCCAUGCGAUCCUGAUCACCCACGCAUUUAUCAUAUGUUUUGGACUGGCCCAUUCACUGACAAGCCGUAUCUUGCCCUUUUAUCAUACCUCUUUACUCAAAAUCUGGGGUUGCACGAAGGCGCAAGUCAGCAGGAGGGUAAAGUGUGCAGGCCUCAGUUCUGGAUGUGGAUCAAUCCCGGGCCCGCUGCUGCUGUCCCCAAUCCGAAUGCGCGUCGCGAGAUGUUCGAGCAGCUCAAGUCAAAUCCGUGGGCUUCGCCCUUCCUUCAUCCGCGUUUCAAGGACGUGAUCCAAUUCAAGAUGUGGAAUACAACGGAACAGCUGGACGGUGUCCCAGAACUGAAAGAGGAAUGGCGUGCACUGCAGGAAACAUUGUUCAAUUCCGGUGGACAUAUUAUUCAGGUACCUCAGAAAAAGGUCACAACCACUUCAACGGAGGAGGAACGUGAGACUAGAGGCACUGCUGAUGCGGAUGGUGAGAAUGCAACUGGGCCUCCAUCGCCGUCUACGCCGGUCAAAGCGGAUAAUGACGACAUGCUUAACCGUCUUGGAUCAUCGUCUUCAUCCUCGUACGAUCGGUUAUCCGUUAUUCUGUCUGAUAUGGCUCGCUUCGUUCUUUGUCACCGAUUCGGUGGAAUUUAUCUCGACGCGGACACAUUACUAUUGCGUGACUGGGAGGAACUUUGGGGCUGGAAGGGUGCCUUCGCAUACCGAUGGUCACGGCUGGAGACAUACAACACCGCUGUUCUGCAUUUGAACAAAGGCUCUGCGCUCGGUACAUUCUUGUUCAGGACUGCGUUAAGAAACUUGCUUGAUUUCCAUCCAAUGACCGUCUCAAAGUAUGCGAAACAUUCGUACAUGGAAGGUUUACUCCUCCGACUGCCCGAUGCAUUGUUCGACUCGGCGUGGCUGAACACGGAAUAUUAUCAAAGAGAUAGGCCGCCCCAGCCUUACUUCACUGCAUUUGAGGACUUCUUUGAGACACCUGCACAGGAUAGUGCAGCCCCUCAAGCUUUAGGAUUUGAGGGCUUCUUCCGUGGUGCAUAUUCUUACCAUUUCCAUAACUUCUGGUGGAAACCCUUUGACCCGAGCCGCAAUUUCCCAGACCUUGGACCCCGGUUUAUCAAGGGUGAACGACAAGCUCGUGCGGCGCUGAAGACGGCCCCAGGCACGACCCAAUCGGAUGCUGAUGCUGACGCAGAGUUCGACGAGGACAAGGUGUCGGAUGACAAACGGGAUUUGGAUUGGGCAGCAGUACUCAAGCGUACAUUUGAGGCUUAUAUUCGGGGUGAACGACCAAACAUGUAUGGAGAAUGGCUGCAGUGGUGAUCAUAUGGGCACUCUGCAUCUUGUUUAUUCAUAUAUUCCUUCAAUUCAUCUUUGACCCAGACAAUGGACAAGAAAAAGAUAUCUAUCAGCAAUAACGCCAAUCCAACUAACGAUUGGUAUCACUACGACUUCCCGUUGUGGAUCAUAGACUCUCGAGGAUAUGGCAUUAUUUACGUAUCUAUAUUUUUAUCAUGACCUGUCCUAUGAUGCGGGGACGUGCAUUCGCUUUCUCUCAGCUCGAUUAGUCGAUCCCCUCUUUACCUCUGUCCUUCUCGCUUUUAGACUGGGCUGUUGAGCUCCGUCAUCGUUUACAAGGACGAGGUGCAUGUGUUAAUUUCGCAAAUAAUCUCCUUU
Fomitiporia mediterranea MF3/22 is the source of this 2655-nucleotide messenger RNA. RefSeq lists its product as uncharacterized. Gene Ontology annotation, cellular component: small-subunit processome; nucleolus. The record is from RefSeq and is a predicted model, not a curated record. The transcript is spliced from 5 exons. NCBI's taxonomy places the organism in Eukaryota, Fungi, Basidiomycota, Agaricomycetes, Hymenochaetales, Hymenochaetaceae. Bases 1 to 2301 code for a protein of 766 amino acids. Gene Ontology annotation, biological process: maturation of SSU-rRNA from tricistronic rRNA transcript (SSU-rRNA, 5.8S rRNA, LSU-rRNA).